AUGCCAGAAAAAAGUGUCGUGUCGUGGAACGCGCUGGUGGCGGCGUACGCAAACGCUGGAGAAACCGAAGAGGCUGUGAAAAUGUUCGAGAAAAUCCCGAGGCCGAAUCGCAUUUCGUGGAACACUGUUCUUCAGGCAUAUGCCCAGAGUGGGCAUUUAAAGGAGGCAAAGUCGGUGUUUGAUCGGAUGCCCGAGAGGGAUAUCAUCUCCUGGACGACGAUCCUGAUGUGCUACGCAGAGAACGGCCACCCCAGCGAGGCCGAGAUGAUGUUUCGAAAGAUGCCCGAGCACAGCGUCGUGGUGUGGAAUGGGAUGAUCACGGCCUACGCUCUAAACGGGCAGAUCAGCGAGGCCAAGAGCCUCUUUGAUUCGGUGCCCAGCCGUGAUGUUGUGUCAUGGAACACGCUCAUGGCCGGUUUCGCCGAUCUCGGCCAUGCCGAUCGAGCGAAGAAGGCCUUCGACGCGAUGCCGCAGAGGAAUGUGGUGUCUUGGACGACGAUGAUCGUGGUUUUCGGCGACACCGGCGAUCUCACGGCUGCCAAGAGCGUCUUUAACUCAAUGCCGGAGUGGAACGUCGUCUCUUGGAACGCGCUCCUCCAGGGCUAUGCCCAAAACUCCACCAUCGCUGGAACGAAGAAGCUCUUUGAUACCAUGCCCGGCAAGGACGUGAUCUCGUACACCGCGAUUAACGGGCAUAUGGAGAGCGCCAAAAGAAUGUUUGAGCUCAUGCCACAGCGGGACCUCGUCUCAUGGACCGCGCUGACCGCCGCGUAUUGUCAACGUGGGGAGUUGACCGCCGCCAAGGGGCUGUACGACAAGAUGCCGGAGCAGAAUGUCGUGUCGCGCGCGACAAUGCUGUCGGCGUAUGGGGAAUCGGGGGACAUGGAGACCGCGAAAGCGGAGAUGCCCGACAGAGAUGUUGUGUCGUGGAACACAAUGAUGAUCAUGUAUGCGGACAAAGGGUUGCAAGUGAACGCAAAGCAUACGUUUGACUGUAUCCCGCAGCCGAAUGUUGUGUCGUGGAAUACGAUGCUGGUCGCAUAUGCCCAGGCAGGGCAUAUGCAUGAAGCGCUGGCGGCGUUUAACGCGAUGCCUGUGCAUGACUCCGUGUCCUGGACGGUGAUGCUUGCGGGGCUUGCGCAAAACGGGCGGAUCGAGCAGGCCAAGUCGAUGUUUCUCUCGAUGCCGGAGCAGGACACUGUGGCGUGGAAUGCGAUGAUCACGGUGCUCGCGCACAACGGGCAUGGAGAUUACGCGCUGGAGCUCUUCGACGCGAUGAAACUCUGCGGGAUCAAGGCGAGCGAGAUCACCUUCUUGAGUGUUCUCGUGGCUUGCAGCCAUGUUGGACUCGUGGAGAUCGGCGUGGGGCAUUUCGUGUCAAUGGUGUCUGACUUUGGGCUGGGUGCGUGGAGGGAGCACUACUCGUGCAUGGUGGAUGUCUAUGGUCGAUCCGGGAAGCUGGAGCUGGCGGAGGAUUUGCUGGGAGCUAUGCCGUUUAUGCCGGAUGAGAUCGCAUGGGGAUCGCUGCUGGGAGCUUGCAAGGUUCACAACGAUGUGGAGAGAGGGAAGCGUGUGUUCCAGCAGGCCUUGGAGAUGGACCCCGAGAACUCGGCCACGUACAUGACGGUCGCUAGUAUCUUUCGUGAAAGAUCCUCUCCGGUUGGAAGAAUAUUCCAAGCGCCAAAGAGAAUAAAAGAAGGAAAGAUGCUCUAA
Messenger RNA from Selaginella moellendorffii, 1713 nucleotides. Its product is annotated as pentatricopeptide repeat-containing protein At4g02750-like. NCBI's taxonomy places the organism in Eukaryota, Viridiplantae, Streptophyta, Lycopodiopsida, Selaginellales, Selaginellaceae. Gene Ontology annotation, biological process: RNA modification. The transcript has 3 exons. The record is from RefSeq and is a predicted model, not a curated record. Bases 1 to 1713 code for a protein of 570 amino acids. Gene Ontology annotation, molecular function: protein binding; RNA binding.